AUGCCCCUUUCAAGCAGCUCCACAUCCUCCACAAAGAGCAUCCGCAGAGCAGCAUCCGAGCUGGAGAGGUCUGACUCCAUCACGUCUCCAAGAUUCGUCGGUAGACGGCAAAGCCUGAUCGAGGAUGCGCGCAAGGAGAGGGAAGCCGCCGCUGCGGCGGCAGAGGCUGCAGAGGCCAGUGAACAGAUAGUGUUUGAAGAGGACGAUGGAAAAGCGCUUCUCAACAUCUUCUUCACGUUAAGGAACUCUAAGACACCUGCGCUGUCGCGGACACUGAAAGUUUUCGAGACAUUUGAAGCUAAGAUUCACCAUCUGGAGACGCGGCCUUGCCGAAAGCUCAAGGAGAGCCUGGAAGGCCUGGAGUACUUUGUCCGCUGUGAGGUGCACCUCUCCGACGUCAGUACUCUCAUCGGCUCCAUCAAGAGGAAUGCGGAGGAUGUUAAAACCACCAAAGAAGUCAAAUUUCAUUGGUUCCCAAAGAAAAUAGCAGAUUUGGAUAGAUGUCAUCAUCUGGUCACAAAAUUUGAUCCAGACUUAGAUCAAGACCAUCCUGGCUACACAGACCCUGCCUACAGACAGAGGAGGAAGAUGAUUGGUGACAUCGCCUUCAGAUACAGACAUGGGGACUCAAUUCCCAGAGUGGAAUACACAGCGGAGGAGAUUGGUACAUGGCGGGAAGUCUACUCAACCCUGAGGGACUUGUAUACCACCCAUGCCUGCAAUGAAUACCUUGAGGCCUUCCGCCUGCUGGAAAGGCAUUGUGGGUACAGUCCAGACAACAUCCCCCAGUUGGAAGACGUGUCACGCUUCCUCAAAGAGCGUACAGGCUUCCAGUUGCGUCCAGUGGCAGGUCUGCUCUCAGCCAGAGAUUUCCUGGCCAGUUUGGCAUUUCGGGUGUUCCAGUGCACCCAAUACAUCCGACACGCCUCCUCUCCCAUGCACUCCCCAGAGCCUGACUGUGUCCAUGAACUCUUGGGCCAUGUCCCCAUGUUGGCCGACCGCACCUUUGCCCAGUUUUCACAGAACCUUGGUCUGGCAUCACUUGGAGCUUCAGAUGAAGAUAUUGAGAAACUGUCCACACUGUACUGGUUCACCGUCGAGUAUGGCUUAUGUAAACAGAACGGUGAGGUGAAAGCUUAUGGCGCUGGGCUGCUCUCCUCUUAUGGAGAGCUUGUGCACUCUCUGUCUGAUGAACCAGAGACGAGGGAGUUUGAGCCAGAGGCUGCGGCAGUGCAGCCCUAUCAAGACCAGACGUACCAGCCUGUCUACUUUGUUUCUGAGAGUUUUUCGGAUGCCAAGGAGAAAUUCAGGACAUACGUGGCCGGUAUCAAGCGUCCCUUCUCAGUGAGGUUCGAUCCCUACACUAACAGCGUUGAGGUCCUGGACAACCCGCUGAAGAUCCAGGGAGGCCUGGAGGGAGUGAAGGAUGAGCUGAAGAUGCUGACAGAUGCCCUCAGUGUUUUGUCAUGAGGAUGCACCACUCUGUGACCAUCCUGCUGUUGUUUGCUUCCUCUCCGCUGUGCUCUCCGACGUCCGACGUGUAAACAAGACCAGUGUGUUCAUCUUUCUGUGCUGUACCUCCAGUAUGAUACUGUUUCUGAUGAGUUGUUGCUUGUUGUGGUUGGCUGUUUGGCCGACAAGGUUGCAACCAUUAAAACCUCAAUACACAGCGCAGGCAAAGUUUUCAAACAUGUUUAACGCCUCGCUGGGUGUGGAUCCUUUUGUGAAAUGAUGGCGUUAUACUGACUGGGCCAUUCAUUGCUUUUAAAGCAAAUUUGUGUUGUUCGAGAAUUAUGUCAAAAUUUGAACCAAAA
Molecule: messenger RNA, 1814 nt
Organism: Xiphias gladius (swordfish)
Lineage: Eukaryota; Metazoa; Chordata; Actinopteri; Istiophoriformes; Xiphiidae
Gene: th
Product: tyrosine hydroxylase
Exons: 13
Coding region: 1-1470 (489 amino acids)
Biological process (GO): dopamine biosynthetic process from tyrosine
Cellular component (GO): cytoplasm; axon; perikaryon
Molecular function (GO): iron ion binding; tyrosine 3-monooxygenase activity
Source: RefSeq, a predicted model, not a curated record